ACAACAAGAAAUGAUGAAAAUUGCUCGAUUCUUUCGAUGGCAUUGGUAUUAUGCAGACUUCGGAAGACUUUGUUCCUCUCCAAAAGCAAAGUAGAAGAAAUGUGCUACGCAUUAUUAGAUCAUUUUCAGUUGAAAGAAUAUGAAUAUAGUGUAAAACUGACAACUGAUCGUUACAUUCGAUUGCUUAAUAGUCAAUUUCGUGGAAUACACGGAGCUACCGAUGUGCUAUCGUUUCCAACUGGUUUAUUCCAACAAGGUCGAUUGCAACCUUAUUCAGCCAUUAUUCAAAAGGAGCUACAAAUGUUGCACAACGACCGUAUUGAUCAUUCCUUUGAAGUGCCUUUAGACUCUAACGUAGAAUUUCGGGAUAUGGGAGAUGUUGUCAUUUCGGUUCCUUAUGUAAAAAGAGUGGCUGAAAAGAGAGGAGUAUUACCAACUUAUCAGUUUGCUAGUGUAUUGGUUCAUGGGUUUUGUCAUCUCUUGGGUUAUGACCACGAAGAAGCUUUAGAUAGAGAUAGAAUGAACCAAGUCGAAAGAGAAUGUUUAGAUACCUUGACAACUUUAUUGGAUUGUCGUAGUGAAGACUUGAAACCUCUUACGUCUCAAUGGUUAUCACGUUGUUGCAACACCAACUGAGCGGCAAGUCAAAGCUUCACAAGUUGAAAGAAAGAAUCGACUUGUAGGCUCUUCUUUUUCCCCCCCCAAAAAAGGCGCUUUCUUUACAUUUUUUCUUUC
Molecule: messenger RNA, 735 nt
Organism: Galdieria sulphuraria
Lineage: Eukaryota; Rhodophyta; Bangiophyceae; Galdieriales; Galdieriaceae
Product: metallopeptidase
Exons: 1
Coding region: 37-636 (199 amino acids)
Biological process (GO): rRNA processing
Molecular function (GO): metalloendopeptidase activity
Source: RefSeq, a predicted model, not a curated record